CCUCUGUCCCGUUAAUAUCCCGCGCGCACAAAAUUCGCGGGAUCGUAGAGGUGCAUCUCGGGAUAUGUGUUGAAGAUGACGUAGCCAAGAUGGCGGAAGGUGGAGGAGUUAUUGAAGACGAUGCCUGGCACACAGACUUGAUACUAGCACUCUCGAAACACAACGAUACGGAACGACUACGGGAACUUUGUCGAAGUCGCACAAUACCGGCUGAAAAUAGAGCUGAUAUUUGGAAGGUUUGCCUUAAUGUUGUUGGAAAACCCGACGCUUUAGCAACAUGGGAUGGAAGAUUAGAUUUGAACGAGCAAGACCAAAUUCGAAACGACUGCCAAAGACAAGCCGGUAAAUUGCCCCUCCACGGCGACGAUGCUGAUGAGGUUGCGAAAGACAUGGAAGUCAUAAUAACAUUCUACUGCAAGUCGCGCAGUGAGAAGUACCGCACAUCAAGUGGGUUCACUGAGAUCCUUGCACCCCUGAUGAUGCUGGAUCUUCCUGUUAGUGAUGUCUACAACUGUUUCUACUCUUUACUUUACAAAUUUAUUCCAAGGGAUUGUGUCCGGGAUGGUAAACCAUUCCACCUGUUCCGGUUAUUACUGCAGUACCAUGACCCAGAGCUCUGUUCCUUCAUGGACUCUAGGAAACUCUCACCAGACUCCUACUGUCUAACGUGGGUAAGCUAUAUAUGGAAACUCUCACCAGACUCCUACUGUCUAACGUGGCUGAGAAGUCUGUUAGUUGGUGCUGUUGAGCCAGAUGUAGUCCGUACCUUAUGGGAUGUGUACCUCCUUGAGUCAGAUCCCUUCCUCAUCUUCUUCUUAGUUCUCGUCAUGAUCGUCAAUGCCAAGGAUCAGAUAUUUGAAUUAAAAACAGCUAGUAAGGCAGACAUUUUAGAUUUAAUAGCAUCUAUUCCAUCUCAACUGGAAGUUGAGGACAUUGAAGACUUCUGCUCUUUAGCUCAAUACUAUGCAUCAAGAACUCCACAGUCUUUUAGAAAGGAUUACUAUAGCCAGUUAUUUGGCAUCAAAACCAUCAGCACUAACAGUAUAUCCCAGGCCUUGUGUCUUCCUGUGUCUAUCUCAGAGCUGCUGGACUCGAACCAGUCAGAGGUGAAGGAUGGAGUACGGUUCUUCGUGGUGGAUUGUCGACCCGCUGAUCAGUACAAUAAUGGUCAUCUACCUACGGCAUUCCACUUGGAUGCAAACCUGAUGCUGCAGGCGCCGGCCGAAUUCGCCACGGCAGCCCAAGCCCUGUUUGCCACUCAGAAGCAGUCCAUAGCGGCGGGUUCAGUAGCGGGGGGCGAGCACUUGUGUUUCAUGGGCUCAGGCAGGGAAGAAGAGGAUCAGUAUGUACACAUGGUCAUCGCAAACUUCUUACAGAGGAAAGCCAAGUAUGUCAGCUUAGCAAGAGGCGGAUAUCAAGCGCUUCAUGAGCUACUGUCCGACGACCUGUCCGCCAGCCUGUCCGACCACUCGAUGCAGAAAUGUAUCGUGUGCGCGCCGGGUUCGUACUCUGAAGACGAGAGUUAUCACGAGCUCUCCAGAGGUGACCAGAGUCCAACGGAUGGAAAAAGCGGUCUAGUGGGCAUGCUGUCCUCCGCGCUGCUGUCAAGGGGUGCAAAUGUGAAGGAAAAGAUUGGCCACUUCAUCGCCGAGUCAAGUCAACCCGUUGAAAGGCACGUGAGCAGUACGGAUCGCCCUGGUCGGCGCUACAGGGAUGUACAGCCGGUCUUUAGUAUCGACGAUGACGACGAUGAGGCCGAUACCUACAGUGUGUCCAGCUCAGAAGAUGAAGCCCGCAAAGAGGCUGUGAAUUUGGACACGUGGCUCAACAGAAAGGAUGUUCUAGGCUCAUUCAAAUGCCAGGAAGUCUUAGCAAAUGGCUACCUGGCAAACAGCCAUAUCCUGCUAACAGAACUCCACAUGUUUGUACUGCGAGAAAUCCCGAAAAGACCAGGAUGGGCCCACAUACAGCACCGGCAUCACUUUAGCAAUGUUGUAAAGAUCACUUCCAAGCGGAAACACCCAGAACUGAUUACAUUCAAAUAUGGAAUUGCAUCUGAUGAUGAUGAUAUACAAGUCAAAUCUGUUGAACGAUACAUCAUACCAAAUGCGCAGAAAGCUACUAAGAAAAUUAGAGACAGAAUCAUGAAGGUUAUCGGGGAGUAAAACAGCCGUGUUACAAACAGCAAAUAAGAAAAAUUCAUAACCGAGAAGAGACAUCAUGCUAGUGCCUUGUGCUAGACAUAAACACCUAUUUCAAGUAUCAUUGAACCAGCAAACCAUGCACCAUGAGGUUCCAGGUAUUGCUUGAAAUGCAUUUGAACAAUUGUGAAAAUUAGAUUUUUUUUCAUCUUUUGUAUUCCCAAUUUUCAGUAAGCAUUUAUGCAUUGCUGGCUGUGGAACAAGUCAUGAUACAUGAUUGAAAGGUUUGAUUGUACUGAAAUAGGUGUAUAUUGAGAUUCCUGAAGUUAUUCCUGAGAUGAAAAGAACCCAUUCUCAAGACUUGCACUGCAGACAAUAUUCCACAUGAAGUCAUCCAUACAUUAAACAUUAAAAAUAAGGUAGUAGUCAUAGUUUUAUUAAAGUUUCUCUUCAGAAAGUGCAGUAAUUCAGAAUCUGAUUCCCUGAAUAUUAAACACUUCGGUUUUUAUGGCAAAAUAUCUUAGGCUUUAAAAGCCUUAUCUGAUGUUAUUACUUAAGUUUGCUAUAAAAAUUGUUUCAAGAAACACUAUAAAUAAUCAAAUCACAGAUUUAUAGUUGAAUCAUUUUUUUAUUCAACAAUAAGAUUCAUAGCCCAAUGAUUGCUCCUGAGAUUACAGCAUAAAUUCAAAGUGUUCAUAUUUAUUUUUCUGCAGUGUAAAGUUGUUAAGUAUAAACAAGUGGAGUAGUGGAGUAAAAUUACUUGAAAAUAAAA
Molecule: messenger RNA, 2913 nt
Organism: Nematostella vectensis (starlet sea anemone)
Lineage: Eukaryota; Metazoa; Cnidaria; Anthozoa; Actiniaria; Edwardsiidae
Product: TBC1 domain family member 23
Exons: 18
Coding region: 90-2165 (691 amino acids)
Biological process (GO): retrograde transport, endosome to Golgi
Cellular component (GO): trans-Golgi network
Source: RefSeq, a predicted model, not a curated record